CUCUCCGGUUGGGAGCGCACCGGGGCUUCGCAUCUGUAUUGUAGCGUCGGUCGGUCCCCGCCUACAGGACUGCCCGCUCCCUCCUCCCAGCCACAGCAGUCCGCGCACUCGCUAGUGGGCUUUUCACGGCGGAGACCUGUCGUCCUCUCCACUCCGUUUCAAUUUGUCAAAUCUCGCCUCUGUUUUCUUUUCAAUGGCCGUCCGUGGCGUGAUUCGCAUUCAGCAGCGCAAUAGUUAAUGAGUGCCGGAUGCGCCCUCACUCCAGCAGACCGCUACAGUACGAAGAUGGCGUCGGAGGGAGCCAGCGGAGAGCAGCCUCCUCCGGUACAAACACUGGCGACCGCCGUGCUGGGAAGUGUCGACACGAAAUGUGAGUUCAACAUGGAUAAUUUGAGCAAGCCGGAGCUGCUCACCCUGCUGAGUAUCAUGGAGGGAGAGCUGGAGGCCCGAGACCUGGUCAUAGAGGCCUUGAGGGCUCAGAGGAAGGACGUGUUUCUCCAAGAGCGCUACGGCCACUACAGCCUGACCGACCCUUUUCUGGCACUUCAGAGGGAUUUUGAGUGCAGAGUCCCUGGAGGGGACAAGGAACGGCGGCCCCUGGGCUCCAGCCCCAUCUCUGUCCUGGAGGCCGUCAUGGCGCACUGUAGGAAGAUGCAGGAACGCAUGUCAGCCCAGCUGGCUGCCGCCGAGAGCCGCCAGAAGAGGCUGGAGAUGGAGAAGCUGCAGCUCCAGAGUCUGGAGCAGGAACACCGCAAGCUGACAGCACAGUUAAAGGAUGAGCGCGAGAAGAACAAGCACAUUGUCAUGAUGUUGGUGCGCGAGUGCAAGCAGCUUGCCACACGGGUGGUAGAGGAGUCCCAGCGUUUUGACGAGCUCCAGGCUCGCCUGGAUGAGGAGAGUCGCACCUCUGGCCGGCUGCAGGAGCAGCUGAGCACCGAGCGCCAGCACGGCCAACAGAUGGAGGCCAAGAUGGAAAAGCAGCUGUCGGAGUUUGACACAGAGCGUGAACAGCUGCGUGCCAGACUGGGCCGCGAGGAGACCGAGAGUCACACUCUGCGGCAGCAGGUGGAGCAGCUCAGGACUGAACGGGGCGAUGGGAAGGAUGGUGCUGCAGUUGCUCUGCCUGCUGCUACUGGAGCAGAACCUGUUGCUGCCACCAGUGCACCACCCAAACCUAAAGCUCUGACGUCUGUUUCUGUAGCUACAGAGCCCAUCAGCUCUCGAACAGCUUCUUGCCAAACGGACCUGCCCCCCACUGAGAUGGAGGGUCCCAAGAAGACCCCCCUUACUAUACCUGUCAAACCAACCCCUGCCAACUAUGUGGGCUUGAGCCUGCCAAAGACAGCUGGCCGGGGAAUCGUCCACAGCAGCUCAGGAGGACUGGCACAGACAGAAAAUGGCUCAGAAGGCCAAGCUCCCCAUGGCUUACCCAGCGGGGUCAGUCCACGUGUCCAGGCGGCCCGCUACAAGUUCCAGGAACAGGACCAAAAUGGCACGGCAUCCCAGAGUCCUCCAGCUCGUGACCUCUCCCCUACCAACCGUGACAACUUUGCUGCCAAGCAGCAAGCCCGUCACACCGUCACACAGGUCCUCUCACGCUUCACCAGCCCUCCUGCUGGAGGUGCUGGACCCCUGCGUCCAGGCCUGCCCCACUCUGCCUCAGAGGGAGGCCCUUUUCCUGGCCGUCUGAGCCAUCCCAUUGGCAUCAAGUCGCCUACGGUGACCAGGAUCGACCGGGGAAACCCUCCCCCUAUACCUCCCAAAAAGCCAGGUCUUUCCCAGACCCCCUCUCCUCCUCAUCCACCCAUCAAGGUGGUGGGGGACAGCAGCCGCUCCCCUGGGGCUGGGCUCAAACCAGCCACACCCCAGCUGCCGCCCAAACCCGCCCUGGACCUGGUCCCAGCCCUGACGCCCUCUCAGGUGGGUGCCUGCCCCUCCUCUCGCUCCCCAGGGCCUGGCCGGGGCCCUCAGCGGCAACCAGCAGCAGCAUGUGCAGAGUGUCCCCCAGUCAUCAGACCUGCCACCACUGUCAGUAGCCCCUCCUCCAUAAACCCCCCCUCCACCUCCUCCGUUAGUGCUCCAUCCUCCUGUAGUCCCUGUGCCUCAGCAGGCAGCCUGCUGGCAACAGCAUCAGGCUGGUGUCCCUCCGUAGCCUCCUCUCUAAGCGGCAGUGGGCCUGCUGCCCUGGACGGCGGGCACCCCCUGCUCCUCCAAGCUGCUUCCCAGGGAAAUGUCACUUUAUUGUCAAUGCUGCUUAACCAACCAGACCCGACCACCAUUACUACCACCACCACCACCACAUCCACCAACACAACCUCUACCACCAACAUCACCUCUACCAUCGCCAUGGAGAACAAGCUCGAUCAUCUUGACCAAGACGUCCACCUCAACUUCAACCAAACCUCUGCCUUGUUUGCUGCUGCUCAGAACGGACACACAGAUUGUGUGAAGCUGCUGCUGUCUUCGGGAUCGCCUGCUGAUGUUUCAGAUGAAAAUGGAUUCACACCUUUACACUUUGCUGCUGCUCACAGCCACAGCAGCUGUGUGGAGGAGCUGCUGACUGCAGGAGCUGUUGUGAACUCGGUGGCGGCGGGGGGGCAGACCUCCCUCUUCCUGGCCUGCGAGGCAGGAAGGAUGGACUGUGCCCAGGUCCUGCUGAGCGCUGGAGCCGAUCGCUCGCUCAUCACGACGGACGGCUGCACAGCCCUACAUGCAGCCGUGCGAUCAGGACACGUGGACACGCUACGUCUCCUCCUCUGCCACCCAAUUCAGGGUGAUUCCACUGUGACCCCUGACCCCCUCGCCACCCUGACACUGCCUGCUGCCCUGCUGAAUCAGGCCAACAGUGACGGCUGGACGGCUGCACACAUGGCUGCUGCCCUGGGCCUCAAGGACUGUCUCGAGGUGUUGUGCAGCCACAGGGAGCAGGACAUCGAGAGGAGGGAUAAAUGUAAUCGCACUAUUCAUGACGUGGCAACUGACGACUGCAAAGAUCUACUUGAAAACCUCCAUUUGUACCGGGUUCUGGUGCAUCUCCACUGUUCAGGUGGGGGAGAAACAGGGUCCCUGUGUCCCAUGGAGGUCCUGGAGGAGGCAAAGGGGGUGUCCAGCUGCCAGGUGGUGCUGGGCAGAGUGUCGGUCGACCGGUCGAUGCGUUGGGCCCAGCUGAGUGCUGUCCUCAGCCACGCUUUCACCUCCCACCUCCAGAUCCUCUGUGGAGAAUCUCUGAUGGUCAGAGAGGAGGCGCGGCGCCCCCCACUAGGCCUUGGUCCCACCAGUAUCGCCUCCAUCCUAAUCGGAGAAACUGAAUGGUUGCCAUCCCAAGAGCUGCCUUUAUCCCCCUGGGACCUGAUCAGAAAGCCUCUCAGCCAGUGCAUCACCAUCCGCCUUAAAGGUCUGUCUGAGUCGUGUCUCGAUGAGUUGGCGUUGGAAUCUCUCUUCCCCCUGCCGUUGCUGCACAACUGUGUCCGCCUGGUGGAACAGUAUGGCAACCUCAUCUUUCACGGGCUGGAGGGAGGCUGUCAGGAAUACAUCGCCAGUCUAGUUGCUCGUUGCAUCAAGUCCAAACAGGAGGCGGGGGGGCUCGACUGUGACGUAGUGAGGGUGGAGGUGGACGACAGCCUGACCAAAGAGCAGCUGCUGGACACUUUCAUCACCUGUGGUUUCUUGGUGCCAGCACCGGGGUCAGGGGUCGGGCUACCAGCUGGUCCCACCGGCCGCUGUGUGGUCGUCCUGCUGGAGGGACUGGAGAAGGCUUCAUCUCUAACAGGCCUGCUGGGAGACCUCUGCCACAGUUUGGACAACAGGGGCUCUGCUUCACCACUGGUCCUGAACACUGGUCCUCACCACUUUCGCGAGGGUAACUUCCUGAUUGCAACGUUGUCGAAGCCCCGCCUGCAGGGAUCAGAGCUCCGCCUCCAGCAGCAUUUCCGCUGGGUGACGUUCCGCUGGGACCAGGAGCCGCUGCACGGCCUGCUGGGAAGACACCUCCGCAGGAAGCUGCUUCAUAAGAUGGGGACUGGAGUUUGGUCACCUGAUGGCGUCAUGGAGCGCUCAGUGCUGUGGGUGAGUCAGGUCUGGCAGCAGCUCAAUGCCUGUCUGUCCCGUCUGGGGACCCAUGAGGCCUUGCUGGGCCCACAGCUCUUCCUGUCCUGCCCUGUGGUCCCAAACAACACACAGACCAUCAUCAGGUGGCUGGCACGUCUCUGGAACGCUGUGGUCGUCCCCCGAGUGGAAGAAGCCAUCAUCUCCCGGGUAACAGCCAAGCGCUCCUCCACCUCUCCCUCUUCACCCCCUUCGCUGCAGCGACUGUCUCCUAGCAACUGUGGGCUCAGUGCCGGACAGCAGGCUGUGGUGAAAGCCGCCCUCAGCAUCCUGGUCAACAAGGCUGUUCUCCUGGGCUGCCCCCUGCCUCGACACGAAAUCGACAGACACCUGCUGGAGUUCCGUGGCGGCACUUUCCCUCUAUCAGCCAUCAGCUCUUAUAGGGCGAGUGGUGGCGGAGGAGGUCGGAGGGGGCGAGACAGCGGCAAGUUGAGACGAUCCAACACCAGCCCCCGAAAGAAGGGAAGCCCCUCCUUAAACUGGAGCUGUGGCAAUUCCUUCAGAGAGGGUUCGCUGUCUAGCACUGAUGUCAGCUUCAUCACCAACGGCAAAGUCCAGAGGGAGCCUACUGGUCUGUCUGUUUUCUCUGACGAUGAGACAGAUUUGAUCAGAGAACUGCAGACCAUGUGCUCGAGCAAGUCAGAGCCAGACAUCAGCAAGAUUUCUCAGGCCAAAGAUGACUUGAUUCUGUUCUCCAGCUCUCUAAGUGAAGCGCUGCCUCCUCAAAAGGCCGAGCAGGAAAGCACAGUCCAGCAGCGACCACAGAUGACCGCCGUCAGUCAGUCCAGCCGCAGCUCCAACCAAGCGGCCGUUCAGAGCAGCGAUCGACGUUCCGGCCCUCGCGCCAAAUCCCAGCUCCCGGUCCCCAGCAGUAGAGGGCAGCAGACACGAGCUUCCCCCGCCGCCACCAGCAGCAACAAGAACAGCAGCAGCCCCAGCCCCAUCCAGACGCCCCCCAACCGCAGCAGAAACACCAACAGCAGCAGCAGCAGCAGCAGCAGCAGAACAAAGCAGGCUCCAUCCAGCAGCAGCAACAACAACUACCGCAACAUCGACAACAACCAAUCACUCGAGGACAUCUGGAUCCUCCACAGAGACCUGCAUGAAAACAACAACAACAACUAGUAGACAUGUUUUGCCCUUUUCCUCCUUCCCAUGAUUCCGCUGUGAACCUCCCUCCAUGAUGUAAAGACUAGGUACCAGACGACCUUUGACUCUUAGUAUUUGUACUUGUUAUCCGUACUCGUUACACUGUACUGCAGUUGUGUACUUGGGGACCAUAGUUUUAUUCUAUUACAGUAUUUGAAUUAUGUGAUUGCUCGGGCGUAAAAAGAGGGUUAUGUGGGGAAAAGCAACAGAAGGUAAUGCAGCAGGUUAUUCUACUGUUGCCUUAAUUCCAGUGUAUCGACCUGCAUAUUAUGGGAUAGUAUUCAUUGGACAAGAUGCAAUGUAAGAAUUUACUGAAAUAAGAGUUGACAUAUAAAGUAUUUAACUGGUGGAAGCUGCCUCAAAUAGUCCUGGCACAGUGUUUUUGUGUACUUAAAGUGAAGUACUGUGCUACUCCUACUGGUAAAAGUCCACCGAAGAGUGUUUUUGGAUCAAAGAAAGAAACAAGCAGGUUUUUAUUUUUGUUCAUUUGUUGUUUUUGCUAUUAAGUAUUUUGAGAUAUUCAAGUGUUUUAUCUUCAAAUAGUUGCAAGGUUGGUUUAAAUACUGUUGAAAUUAAUCAGGGUUUUACCAAAUAUAUUUGUAAAUAAGAAUUAGUACGUUUAAAUGCUCUAUAGAUUGGUGUAUGUGGUAUGACGCUUGUACAGUGAUUAAACCUUAAAGCAAAACUGCUGAAAAAAAAAGAAUCUUGUACAUAGUGUUUGUAAGACGAGUUUUGUUCUGAACCCUUCACUUGUUUCAAAGCGAAGGAGACGUGGCAAUAAGUAAUAGAACUGUAUAAACACAGAUGUCCUCUGUCCACUGUAAGCCAUAAUAAAUACUUUAAAUGCCCAUCAUUUCCCCCGACUCAUGUUCAAUUGAACCCCAGCUGAGCCCUACAGUGUAAUUCACACUUUUCUUUCAUGCUUUCCAUUAUUACUGUAUGUUUUAAUUCUUAAGGACACUAUUUUUUUUUUUGCAGCGGACAUUGUUUAUAUAUAUAUAAAUAUAUCUAUACAUAUGUACAGGAGAGAUUUUAGUCAACCUUUGAUUUUGAUCUGUACGAUAGCUGUUUGAGGUUUAAUGAAUUGUCUUUCAAGCACAAACAUUAAAAUGGCACUGUUAAAAACCCCCA
Acanthochromis polyacanthus (spiny chromis) is the source of this 6384-nucleotide messenger RNA. RefSeq names its product cortactin binding protein 2 (gene cttnbp2). Gene Ontology annotation, cellular component: glutamatergic synapse. The coding region runs from base 238 to 5229 and encodes 1663 amino acids. Gene Ontology annotation, molecular function: protein binding. Gene Ontology annotation, biological process: regulation of synapse organization. The record is from RefSeq and is a predicted model, not a curated record. Lineage: Eukaryota; Metazoa; Chordata; Actinopteri; Pomacentridae. The transcript is spliced from 23 exons.